AUGACGCUAGAAUUUCCCAUUGUCUCUGCCUACCUUUACUUUUCUAUUGCACUUAAAGAAGCUAGUGCGAAGUUAAUCAUGAACACCCCAAGCUCUGAUGAGCCUCUUGGAAGUCCCCAAGGCGGGCCCUCGACAAUCGAGCAAUCUGCCGCUCAGGAUCGCGUGAUUCGCUCGCCGCCAGGCCCGCUGGGACAGAAGGGCAAACGGGAGGAGUCGGAAGACAAGGAAGACAGCGAUUCCGAUGACGACCAUCCAGCCACCAAAAGGCGCCGCAGGUUAGGUACUCAUUGUAGGCUCGACUCGUCGCGACCAUAUGUUGAGUGCCCGGACGAUGCCAACUGCACCCAAGAAGCCACUCAGCCAACUGAACCGAUUGUGUCUCCACUGAUCCGCAUGGCCAAGACUGCACCUGAACUUGUCGGCGAGAUUGCGUCUUACUUGCCUCGAACAACUCUUGUCCAGAUGACCAAAGUUGCCCAUCUGCACACAGAAGCUCGUCGCCACCUUUAUCGCCACUUCCACAUCCGGAGCGGGUUGUCUUUCGAAAAUGCGAUCAACACAUUGGUGAAAAUGCCAAAGCUCUAUUCAUAUAUUCGCUGCUACAAGAUAUCGAACAUAUCGACUAUCCAGUGGUGGACAACCAACUCGUCUCAGCUCCCGGCCGUUCUCGCGAAGGACCACAAUGAUGCAGACAUUCUAACUCGCGGCACCUACAACAUCAUGGCUUCUAUACCGCUUGUGAAAAUGACCAAUCUCAGAGUCUUACAUCUUUGCAGCAGUGAUAAGAAAAAAGUACGAUUAGUAUCACAAGAUCUCUACUUCUGGCGGGUUCUUGAUUGCUCAAAUCCCAAUGAAUGGGUAUGGGAAGCGGCCUUCACCAAGAAUAUCCACACUAUCACAAUCAAGCGCAUCGACUUUUCCACACGACACGUUCUCGGUCUGAUGGCUCUCUCGAACUUGCGCAGGCUAGAAGUGAAUACCAUUUUCGAUCCUGACGAAGAUGAAGACGAAGGUGAAGACGUCAUCCAUGAGGGGGUGCCUGAUGGUAGCUCUGGUGUCACUGAAUUGAUCUUCACGAUCGAUCAGGUAAAAUUCCAUCGUCUUCGCUACUGCAUCUGUGCCCCCAAAACCCUCAAAAAGCUUGCAUUGGUCGUGAACCGAAACCUUCAUUGGCAUGAUAAAAAAUCGGUCUUGGAGCUGUUGGUUGAUCGCCACGUUGAAUCGCUGGAGGUUCUCAUCCUUCCGUUACAGUAUCCGGAAGGUAUUUUAUGCGAAAGACUUUCAAUGUUCACUCAACUCAGGAUGCUCCGUAUCCCAGGAUGGAGUAUAUAUGAUGUCGGUGGUACCGAACCACAAAUUGAUCGACUUCCCAGCAGUCUUGAAACCUUGGAGCUGUUCCAGACCUGGUGCUAUAGUGUCGAGGAUAAAAUGACGCAUCUGAUGGAUGUGAUAUUCAGAGAGAAGAUACGAAGAAUGGUGAACCUCAAACUGGUCAUUAUCGGCGCGUGCUCGACGUUUCGGGGAGAUCCGGAUAAGAUUGUCGAGGGCUCGAUUAUGAAUGGGGGAGUCUAUGAGCGCACCAUGUUGGAUUUGGUGGUUCGUAUUAUGAAUCAUACACUUGACAAGGGCCACGUGGAUGACGUGUACCCUCAUUUCGGGGAAUGGACAAGCUGCGAGGAGGUGUAAUGGCAGAAAAUUU
Periconia digitata is the source of this 1699-nucleotide messenger RNA. The record is from the annotation of a GenBank genome assembly. NCBI's taxonomy places the organism in Eukaryota, Fungi, Ascomycota, Dothideomycetes, Pleosporales, Periconiaceae.